Molecule: messenger RNA, 8445 nt
Organism: Pelodiscus sinensis (Chinese soft-shelled turtle)
Lineage: Eukaryota; Metazoa; Chordata; Testudines; Trionychidae
Gene: UBR2
Product: ubiquitin protein ligase E3 component n-recognin 2
Biological process (GO): ubiquitin-dependent protein catabolic process via the N-end rule pathway; protein ubiquitination
Cellular component (GO): cytoplasm; ubiquitin ligase complex
Molecular function (GO): zinc ion binding; ubiquitin protein ligase activity
Source: RefSeq, a predicted model, not a curated record
AGCGGAAGUGGGUUCCCCCCGCGGGGAGGCCGGCUGGGUCCGGUUCCGGGUGUCACCUACUUGGUGGUGCCGCUGGAGGGGGGAGGAAGAUGGCGUCGGACUUGGAGACGGAGGUUCAGGCCAUUGACAGGAGCUUGCUGGAAUGUUCCGCCGAGGAGGCUGCCGUGAAAUGGCUACAAGCAACUGAUCUUCCUAAAGAAGUAUACCUUCAUCUGGCCUACUAUGUACCCAAAAUUUACUGCAAGGGUCCUAAUCCUGCCCCACAAAGAGAAGACAUGCUAGCACAACAUGUGUUGCUGGGACCAAUGGAAUGGUAUCUAUGUGGUGAAGACCCCACAUUUGGCUUUCCAAAACUUGAGCAAGGAAACAAACCUUCCCAUCUCUGUGGUCGGGUAUUUAAAGUAGGAGAACCUACAUAUUCUUGCAGAGACUGUGCAGUUGACCCAACAUGUGUGUUAUGUAUGGAGUGCUUUUUGGGAAGUAUUCAUAGAGAACAUCGAUACAGGAUGACAACAUCAGGUGGAGGAGGUUUCUGUGAUUGUGGUGAUACGGAAGCAUGGAAAGAAGGUCCAUAUUGUCAAAAGCAUGAACUUAACACAGCAGACACCACAGAAGAGGAGGAUCCUCUGGUGCGUUUGUCGGAAGAUAUGAUAGCAAGAUCUUAUAACAUUUUUGCUAUCAUGUUUCAGUACGCAGUAGAUAUAUUAACAUGGGAAAAAGAAAAUGAAUUGCCACCUGGUUUAGAGACCAUCGAGAAGAGUGACACUUACUACUGCAUGCUUUUUAAUGAUGAAGUCCAUACAUAUGAACAAGUUAUAUAUACUCUCCAGAAAGCUGUCAACUGUACUCAGAAAGAGGCCAUUGGCUUUGCAACAACAGUAGACAGAGAUGGACGUAGAUCAGUCCGAUACGGAGACUUCCAGUAUUGUGACCAAGCAAAAUCAGUAAUAGUGAGAAAUACCAGUCGCCAGACAAAACCACUGAAAGUUCAGGUUAUGCAUUCAUCUAUUGUUGCCCAUCAGAGCUUUGGUUUGAAGCUCCUGACUUGGUUUGGCAAUAUUAUUGGAUAUUCAGAUGGCCUUCGUCGAAUAUUGUGUCAGGUUGGUUUACAGGAGGGACCAGAGGGUGAAAAUUCUUCCCUUGUGGAUAAACUAAUGCUGUCUGACUCUAAACUGUGGAAAGGAGCUAGAAGUGUGUAUCAUCAGUUAUUCAUGAGCAGUCUACUUAUGGAUUUGAAAUACAAGAAACUCUUUGCUAUCCGGUUUGCAAGAAACUAUGAGCGAUUGCAGAGUGAUUAUGUGAAAGAUGACCACGACAGAGAGUUCUCAAUUGCUGACCUCUCGGUACAGAUAUUCACAGUGCCUUCACUUGCUCGAAUGCUGAUAACAGAAGAAAAUCUUAUGACCACAAUCAUCAGAACAUUUGUGGACCACUUAAGGCACCGGGACAUCCAGGGCAGAUUUCAGUUUGAAAGAUAUACUGCCCUUCAAGCUUUCAAAUUCAAGCGGGUUCAGAGUCUUAUUUUGGAUCUCAAGUAUGUGUUGAUAAGCAAGCCAUCUGAUUGGACAAAUGACUUGAGGCAAAAGUUUCUAGAGGGUUUUGAUGCCUUCUUAGAGUUACUGAAGUGUAUGCAGGGUAUGGAUCCCAUUACACGUCAAGUAGGACAACAUAUUGAAAUGGAACCAGAAUGGGAAGCAGCAUUUACAUUACAGAUGAAAUUAACACAUGUUAUUUCAAUGAUGCAGGACUGGUGUGCUUUAGAUGAAAAGGUACUCAUUGAAGCUUAUAAGAAAUGCUUGACUGUGCUGAUGCAGUGUCACAGUGGCUUUACGGAUGGUGAACAGCCUAUCGUUCUCAGUAUAUGUGGACACUCUGUUGAGACCAUCAGAUACUGUGUUUCCCAGGAAAAAGUCAGCAUUCAUCUCCCAGUUUCCCGUUUACUUGCAGGUUUGCAUGUGUUGCUAAGCAAAAGUGAAGUGGCAUACAAGUUUCCAGAGCUGUUACCAUUGAGUGAACUUAGCCCACCUUUGUUAAUAGAGCAUCCUCUACGAUGCCUAGUUUUAUGCGCCCAAGUGCAUGCAGGGAUGUGGAGAAGAAAUGGGUUCUCUCUUGUUAAUCAAAUCUAUUACUAUCAUAAUGUGAAAUGCAGAAAGGAGAUGUUUGACAAAGACAUAAUAAUGCUUCAGACAGGUGUAUCUAUGAUGGAUCCAAACCAUUUCUUGAUGAUAAUGCUGAGUCGCUUCGAACUUUAUCAUAUAUUUAGCACUCCAGACUAUGGCAAAAGAUUUAAUGCUGAAAAUACCAAUAAGGAUGUAGUUCAGCAGAAUAAUACUCUUAUAGAAGAAAUGCUAUAUCUAAUUAUUAUGAUUGUUGGUGAAAGAUUUAGUCCUGGAGUAGGACAGGUAAAUGCUACAGAUGAAAUCAAGCGAGAAAUUAUCCAUCAGUUGAGCAUCAGACCCAUGGCCCACAGUGAAUUAGUAAAAGCAUUACCAGAAGAUGAAAACAAAGAGACUGGAAUGGAAAGUGUGAUUGAAUCCGUUGCCUGUUUCAAAAAACCUGGAUUAACAGGCAGAGGAUUGUAUGAACUUAAACCAGAAUGUACCAAGGAUUUCAAUCUCUAUUUCUAUCACUUUUCAAGGGCAGAGCAAUCUAAGGCAGAAGAGGCACAAAGGAAGCUGAAAAGACAAAACAGGGAAGAUACAGCACUUCCGCCUCCUGUUCUGCCUCCUUUCUCUCCUCUUUUUGCAAGCCUGAUUAAUAUUCUGCAGUCUGAUGUCAUGUUGUGUAUUAUGGGGACAAUACUCCAGUGGGCAGUGGAACAUAAUAACUCUGCCUGGUCAGAGUCCAUGCUGCAGAGGGUUUUGCACUUGAUUGGAAUGGCACUACAAGAAGAAAAACAACACCUAGAGAAUCUCAAUGAAGAGAAUGUUGUAACGUUUACCUUCACUCAGAAGAUCUCAAGACCUGGUGAGGCACCAAAUAAUUCUCCUAGUAUAUUAGCUAUGCUAGAAACUUUGCAAAAUGCACCUCAUCUGGAAGUUCAUAAAGACAUGAUCAGAUGGAUACUGAAGACUUUUAAUGCUAUCAAAAAACUGAGAGAGAGCUCUUCUACAAGUCCUGUGCCAGAGACUGAAGGAAAUAUUAUAGAAGAGGCUACACGAGAUAAAGAUAAAGCUGAGAGGAAGCGAAAAGCUGAGAUUGCCAGGCUGCGCAGAGAGAAGAUCAUGGCUCAGAUGUCAGAGAUGCAACGACACUUUAUUGAUGAGAACAAAGAACUUUUUCAGCAGACUUUAGAAGAACUAGCUACUUCAACUUCUAGAGUACUUGAUAAUAGUCCUACAGUUUCAGAUACAAAGCUUACAGCUUUGGGUCCAAAGCAAACUAGAGUGACUGAACGGAGACAGGUAGUUACCUGUAUAUUGUGUCAAGAAGAACAAGAGGUCAAAGUGGACAGCAGGGCUAUGGUCUUGGCAGCAUUUGUUCAGAGAUCUACUGUAUUGUCUAAAAACCGGAACAAAGUUAUUCAGGAUCCUGAAAAAUAUGACCCACUAUUCAUGCAUCCAGAGCUGUCAUGUGGAACACACACGGGUAGCUGUGGACAUAUUAUGCACGCCCACUGUUGGCAAAGGUAUUUUGAUGCUGUUCAAGCAAAGGAACAACGAAGGCAACAAAGAUUACGUGUGCAUACAAGUUAUGAUGUAGAAAAUGGUGAAUUCCUUUGCCCUCUAUGUGAAUGUUUAAGUAACACUGUUAUUCCUCUGCUUCCUCCACCAAGGGGUUUAUUUAACAGGUUAGAUUUUUCAGAUCAACCAAAUCUAGCUCACUGGAUGAGAACAAUAUCCCAGCAAAUCAAAGCAUUAUAUAUACUUUGCAAUGAAGAAACGGCUGAUAAUUCUUGUGGUAACUCAGAAAAAAUGGAUGAGCUACAACUACCUAAAGGAUUUAGGCCAGACUUCCAACCAAAGAGUCUUUAUUCUGAAAGCGUUAAAGAGAUGCUGACAACAUUUGGCACUGCAACAUACAAAGUGGGACUUAAGGUGCAUCCCAAUGAAGAAGAUCCACGUGUACCCAUAAUGUGCUGGGGUAGCUGUGCUUACACAAUACAGACUAUAGAACGGAUUUUAGCUGAUGAAGAUAAACCAUUAUUUGAACAUUUACCUUGCCGACAGGAUGACUGCCUUACUUCAUUAACAAGGUUUGCAGCAGCACACUGGACAGUUUCAUCUCUUUCAGCAGUACAGGGUCACUUUUGUAGACUCUUCACAUCACUGGUGCCUAAUGAAAAAAAUGGAACUCUUCCAUGCAUACUUGAUAUUGACAUGUUUCAUUUAUUGGUAAGCUUGGUGCUUUCUUUUCCUGCUGUAUACUGUCAGGAUUUUUCAGGGGUUAGUCUUGGCACUGGAGAUCUUCACAUCUUCCAUCUUGUCACAAUGGCGCACAUAGUACAAAUUUUACUUACCUCAUCAACAGAAGAAAAUGGCAUGGACCAAGAAAACCCUAAUGGUGAAGAAGAAGUUGCAGUGCUUACUUUGUAUAAAUUUCUUUGCCAACAUACAGGAAGUGCCUUGAAAGAAAUGUCCUCAGGCUGGCAUCUGUGGAGAAGUAUAAAAGCUGGGAUUAUGCCUUUCCUGAGAUGCUCUGCUUUGUUUUUCCAUUAUUUAAAUGGAGUUCCAGCACCAUCAGAAAUUCAAGUCACAGGGGCAAGCCAGUUUGAACAUAUAUGUAGCUAUCUUUCCCUGCCAAACAACCUAAUUUGCCUUUUUCAAGAAAACAGCAAAAUUAUGAACACUUUAGUAGAAAGCUGGUGUAGUAACAGUGAAGUAAAAAGGUACCUAGAAGGCAGGAGACAAGCCAUAAGCUAUGCAAGAGAAUCUAACAAAUUAAUAGACCUUCCAGAUGAUUACAGCUGUCUCAUUAAUCAAGCAUCUAAUUUCUUGUGUCCAAAAUCAGGUGGUGAUAAAAGCAGAGCACCAACAUUGUGCCUUGUAUGUGGGACCAUGCUAUGUUCUCAGAGUUAUUGUUGUCAAACGGAGUUAGAAGGGGAAGAUGUUGGCGCCUGUACUGCACAUACAUAUUCAUGUGGCUCUGGAGUGGGCAUAUUUCUCAGAGUACGAGAAUGCCAAGUGCUGUUUUUAGCUGGAAAAACCAAGGGCUGCUUUUAUGCUCCUCCCUAUCUUGAUGACUAUGGAGAGACAGACCAGGGACUCAGGCGUGGGAAUCCCUUACACCUGUGUAAAGAACGGUUUAAAAAGAUUCAAAAACUCUGGCAACAGCACAGUAUCACAGAAGAAAUUGGACAUGCACAAGAAGCAAAUCAAACACUAGUUGGCAUUGAUUGGCAGCAUUUAUAAUUUGUUAUAAUCUGAAGACUGGAACUUUAUUUAUGAUGAUUUUUGUAACCUAGUAAGUUUUUUCCAAACAAAAGAGGGAGUUGAGAAAACUGAGGAAAAUAAAGAGACAAUUCCAGUCCUUCUAUUUACUUUUUGUUUUCCAAUUUGUUUUGAAAAGUUCCUGGUUACAAUAACCAUGUUAACUUUUUUUUCGAUGUAAGCAGGUUUUACCAGUAGUAUUAUUUGCACUGUACUUCCUUCCCCUGAAACUUCUUGGGGAUAUAGAACUUGGGCAAAUGAACUUAAGUUUUUGGUGCAAAAGAAUGACUCCUCUUGGAAAUCUGACUCUGAUUAUUUUCUAAAUGAAUUAACAAGAGGAAAAAAAACUGCUGAAAUGGAGAUUAGAUUGAGCACAAUUAUGGAUUGUGUUUUGCCCUUUGCUUGUAAUCUGAGCCAUUUCACUUUAUUUAUUACUCUGCGUUUUAACACUUAAACUAUGUAAGUGAGAUGGAAUAAAGUAAGGAUGAUAAUAAUGUAGCAAAUGGAUGUAUCUGUCUGCAUCAAUGGAUAAACUUUGUGUAUCUAAAAUUAUUUUGUAAUUCAUAUUUUUAUGAUUUUUUUGCCUUCUAUUUGAUUUUCUUUUUGCUGAAAACUAACACUUGCUAACAAGUAAAACAAUUUAAUUUAAAGCUAUAACUGGAGCAUUGCACACCUUAUGAAUAUUGUGUGGUUUGCAGUUUUAGUGCAACAGGGAAACCCUUUCAUUUUCCAUAAUGUGAUUGUUUUCCCAAAUUUAAAGGGUUGAUGUAUUUCAGACGGUUUAAGGCAAUGGAAAUAUAUAGUCAUAUGAAAGGUGAUUUUGUGUUAAUUUGAAGAGGCCCAUCUCUCAAGAUGCAAAUCCUACUUAAAUCUUAAUUGCAGUUUAUUGAUUCCAGGUUUCCAAAUAGAAACCCUCAGACAAAAAAUAAACCUUUUUUUCUGUGUAUGAAGGACACAAGUCACAGAGCAUUUAUGUUUGCUACUGUUCAUUUUCUUUCAGUUGUAUCAAGUACAUUUACUUUCUGACAUAGCAAACACUUUACUAAAGCUCUGGAAAGAUGUUUGUCUAUAGUAUAUUUUAUAAAUAUAAUCUAUACCUGCACAGAUUUUGCACUUGGUGUGUGAGUGCCUGAAGGCAGUGAGUUUUCUAGUUAAAUAUAGUAAAUGCCAUGUUAGACUUCCCCUCCGCCCCCCACUAAAUCUCUAAAAGACAUGGUUUGUGAUAGAAAAUCCAUAACCUUUAAUGCCUUUCAAGUUUUGGUAAGUUACUAAAACAAUUUAUUUACAUAGCUCUGAUUUUUAAGAAUCAAAGUGAUUCUUUUACUAAGUCUUGCUUUCUUCUUCAGCCCAAACAAGCAGUACUUUCAAUGGCUGCUGUCUUCAUUUACAAUAGGUUUGAAUGGUUUGGUUUUUUACAGAUGUAAUGUUUCAGAAUAAUUUUGUAUAUGUUACAGUGUACAGGACAGUUCUCCACAGGCUUGGAAAUAGUCUUGAGUUAAGAUAUAGACAUAAUACAAAAUAGAGAAACUGAAAAAUUAUAAGUACUUAUUUUUAAGGCUGCUAUUAGAUAUGACACUCUAGUUUCUAAUGGCCCUGAUCUUCAAGUGUCUAUCUCACUUUUUUAUAGAAGAGUUGCAAAAUCUGCAGGAAGAAAAUCAGCAUUAAAGUUUCAUCAGUCUACUUUCCUCUCCUUAGUUAUAGCAUCAAUUUCUUGUUGUGCAGGUCAUAUAAAAAUUUUCUUCUGCAACACAAUUUCUUUGACUGAAAGGCUUGCUGCUUCUGCUUUAUUCCACAUGUCCAGGAAACUUUUGUAGUUAAAAUUGCAUUGAAAAUAGUUUUAUCAUGGAUGUAGUUAUUCCAGAAAUAACAGUGUUGUCUGCCACAAUUUGUUACAUUGACAGAUUUCCUGGGUAAAUCAAAAUAUUGAUAGAAGGCACUUUUCUCAUUUUUCUGAGAUGGAGAAGGAUGAAUGGAUUCGUUGAAUUAUGGCUGCAAAACUAGCAAAGUACACAAUUUAUCCUAUUUUUAGUGAGAUUAGUCGUUCUUACUUAAUCCAUUUUCUUUUCUGAUUUUUUUUUUUGCAUGUAUUUAUGUUCACUGUAGAAAUAUUUAUAAAACAUGGUUUCAAUAUCAGGGAAAAAAUACAUGUAAUAAAUUGGCUAUAACUUUAAUAUCUGUGGACUACUUGUAAAAUUUGGAAUGUAUCAUAUGUAAAAAAAUGAGAGUAUCAAAAUAAAUGCUUUAGGUGUUGACAUUAAAUACUUUUAAAAUUUUAUUUUUAGAAAAAGUUGUUCUGAGCUUUGGAAUUGUUAACUUUGAUUACCUUGUUGCUCCAUAGUGUUAAUCACAGGAUAAGGGAAAUACCUAGAUAUGCAACACUUGCAAUUCUCUGACUAAAAAUUUAAGAUGAUUAUAAUAUUAGUGUCAGUUACUUCAGUUAGCUAACUCUGUCUUGACCUCUACUGAAAAGUCUGAUCAUCAUUUAGCAGAGUGAUACAUUUUUUUUAAAGAGCUAAUGAGUAAACAAUUGAAGCUCACUCAGAAGUAAAUUAAACAGGAAAAACAAAACCUGCUAUUUAUUUUCACAAAAGGUAAGAUAUGUUGCCUUUUCUGUUGCAAACUACUAUGCACAUUAAAAAAAAAUAGCAUUCAGGUCUGCGAUUCUUUUGUGCUUCAUUCAUAACUGUCCAGAGAUCUGAGUCUCCUGUUCAUGUCCGCUAAUUACCUGGUUGCAGUUGUGCAGCUUCAAAAUGUAAGUUGUAAUCUGUUGUAUAACAUUUGUAAUGAAUGAUUGUCUUAUUUAUGUUACAGCACACCUACUUAGUAAGUGAAACUUACUGAAGCCCCAAACCUGUAGUUAUUCAGGGAAGAUAACACUUCUUUCUACCAUAGGAAACCCUCUUACUAUGGUGUAAAAACCAUAUAGUACAAGUUGUUUGCUAAGACCAUUGGUUCCCACAAGUCUGCUUUAACUACUGUGCUUUCUGUUGGUUGAGAAUACCUGGUGCUAGCUCCAUUGCAAUUGUCUUCUGUAUCCCCCUAUAUCUAUCUAUCUCUCUCUCACAGACACACACAC